CCUCCAGACUGCUGUCCUUUAAUCAGAUGUAUAGUUAUGAAAAAAGACUUCAGACUUUUUCCGAGUGGCCUUUUCGAGAAGAUUGCCAGUGCACACCAGAACUGAUGGCGAAGGCAGGAUUUGUUCACUGUCCCAGUGAGAAUGAGCCAGACGUUGCCUGCUGUUUCUACUGUCUUCGCGAACUGGAGGGCUGGGAACCAGAUGACAAUCCCUGGUCUGAGCAUGCCAAACGCUCCCCCAACUGUGCCUUUCUUCACAUGAGUAAGACAUUUGAUGAGCUCACGGCCAUCGAGUAUUUUCAUCUGGAACAGGAGCGACUUCGCAUCUACAUUAAAAAGAUGGGUCAUCGGAAGAUUGCCUACUUUCGUGAUGAGGUGGAAGCCACUAGCAAAAAUUUGAGAGCUCUUAUUUGAUCUUCAAUUAAUUACAAUUUAAGCUAAAUAAUUUUAUUUGUACACUGACUUGCAUCAAUAAAUUAAAUGUUUGUUU
Danio rerio (zebrafish) is the source of this 489-nucleotide messenger RNA. RefSeq names its product baculoviral IAP repeat containing 5b (gene birc5b). The record is from RefSeq and is marked provisional. Gene Ontology annotation, cellular component: chromosome, centromeric region; nucleus; spindle. Gene Ontology annotation, molecular function: metal ion binding. NCBI's taxonomy places the organism in Eukaryota, Metazoa, Chordata, Actinopteri, Cypriniformes, Danionidae.